UCCUCCCCCUCUCCCCCAAAACUAUCUAUUCCUAAUUCUCUUCUCCCAGUUUCCUUAUAGUCCUCGAUCCUCAUGGCUCUCAUGGCCAUCCACGUCUCCCAUGUUCCCAUACUCGACAACGUCCCAAAGAGCCCCUCCGUCGCCCUCUCCUCCACCCUCUUCCCCAAAGGGGCUGAGAUGGUGCGACCGCCGUGGAAGGCAACGGGCCUCGUAGUGGUGGGCCACCGGGGUAACGGGAUGAACGUCUUAACGUCGCAGGACCGGCGCAUGACGGCCGUUAAGGAGAACUCCCUCCUCUCCUUCAACCGCGCCUCCCGCUUCCCGAUCGACUUCAUCGAGUUCGACGUCCAGGUAACCAAAGAUGAUGCCCCCAUCAUCUUCCAUGAUGAUGUGAUCCUUUUCGAAGAAGCUGGACAUAUAAAUGAGAAGCAGGUCACAACUCUGUACCUGGAAGAAUUCCUUUCCUACGGCCCCCAAAAAGAGCCUGGCAAGGUGGGGAAAUCAUUAUUCAGGAAGGCUAAAGAUGGGAGAGUGUUAAAAUGGAGUGUGGAAGAUGAUGACUCUCUUUGCAUAUUGCAAGAGGCAUUUCAGAGUGUUGACUCCCAUUUGGGCUUCAACAUUGAGCUUAAAUUUGAUGACCAUGCUGUUUACAGAGAAGAAGAGCUUUCUUAUGCUCUUCAGGCCAUCUUGCAGGUGGUCUUCGAGUAUGCCGGUGAUAGACCCAUCAUCUUCUCAACCUUCCAACCUGAUGCAGCACAGCUAGUGAGGAAAUUACAGUGUGUUUACCCUGUGUUUUUCCUCACCGAGGGAGGGAAUGAAAUCUUUGAUGACAUGAGAAGAAACUCCUUGGAUGAGGCCAUUAAGCUAUGCUUGGCAAGUGGUUUGCAAGGGAUUGUUUCAGAUGUCAGGGGAGUUUUCAGAAAUCCAUCAACAAUAGCUAGAAUCAAGGAAUCCAGCCUUGCCCUUCUAACAUAUGGCCAGUUGAACAAUGUUCCUGAAGCCGUUUAUAUGCAGCAUCUAAUGGGCAUCAAUGGUGUAAUUGUUGAUCUCGUCGAAGAGAUUACCGAGGCUGUGUCAGAUUUCAACAGACCAGCUACCGAAAGAGAUGAGAGUUUGUGCGACCCUAAAGGGGAGGAGGUCAGGAGGCCUAAGUUCUCACAACAAGAGCUCACAUUCUUGCUCAACCUUAUACCUGAACUAAUGCAACAGUAGUCCCAAAGGAACUAGGAUGUAAAGUUAUUGUAUAGCAUCUGAUUUAUAGAGACACAAAGAAAUGAAAAUGAUAGUAUGGUAACAUUAAUCCUAUAGAUGUUUCUUCCAUGAUAUUGUUGUUGCGCCUGGGCACAGCGCACGAAAAUUGAUCUGCUUAUUCAUACAAACGAAACUAUUAUGAUGGAUUGAUUUGUUCA
Molecule: messenger RNA, 1409 nt
Organism: Phoenix dactylifera (date palm)
Lineage: Eukaryota; Viridiplantae; Streptophyta; Magnoliopsida; Arecales; Arecaceae
Product: glycerophosphodiester phosphodiesterase GDPD1, chloroplastic
Biological process (GO): glycerophospholipid catabolic process
Molecular function (GO): phosphoric diester hydrolase activity
Source: RefSeq, a predicted model, not a curated record